Molecule: messenger RNA, 4190 nt
Organism: Anoplophora glabripennis (Asian longhorned beetle)
Lineage: Eukaryota; Metazoa; Arthropoda; Insecta; Coleoptera; Cerambycidae
Gene: Hnf4
Product: transcription factor HNF-4 homolog
Exons: 7
Coding region: 77-1162 (361 amino acids)
Biological process (GO): regulation of transcription by RNA polymerase II; anatomical structure development; cell differentiation
Cellular component (GO): nucleus
Molecular function (GO): zinc ion binding; RNA polymerase II cis-regulatory region sequence-specific DNA binding; nuclear receptor activity
Source: RefSeq, a predicted model, not a curated record
UAGAAAUUGUGUGGUUGAUAAAGACAAAAGGAAUCAGUGUAGAUUUUGUCGGCUUAAAAAAUGCUUUAAAGCUGGCAUGAAAAAAGAAGCCGUACAAAAUGAACGAGAUAGAAUUAGUUGUCGAAGGCCUAGUUAUGAAGAAAACAACCAAAAUAAUGGACUUUCAGUUGGUUCACUUUUAAAUGCAGAAAUGUUGUCUAGACAAGUUGGAGCCGCUUUAGAGCAAAUUGGAUCAACGCCAGUUAACGAUUACGACUUAUCAAACAGGCAACUAGCAAGUAUCAACGAUGUUUGUGAUUCAAUGAAACAACAGUUGUUAAUUUUGGUAGAAUGGGCAAAAUAUAUUCCAGCAUUUACAGAUCUUCAACUGGAUGAUCAGGUAGCAUUGUUAAGAGCACACGCAGGUGAACAUCUUCUACUUGGGCUGGCGCGAAGAUCGAUGCAUUUAAAAGAUGUUCUUCUUCUUGGAAAUAAUUGUAUCAUCACCAAACAGUGUCCAGAGCAACGUAACCUAUCCCCAGAUUUGAGCAUCGCCAGGGUCGGCAGCCGCAUUAUGGAUGAGCUGGUUAAGCCAAUGACUGAAGUCCAAAUUGACGAUACUGAGUUUGCCUGCCUGAAAGCCAUAGUUUUUUUUGACCCAAAUGCUAAAGGAUUAAGUGAACCAGCUCGUAUCAAGGCAUUAAGAUAUCAAAUUCAAAUAAAUUUGGAAGAUUAUAUUAGUGACCGUCAAUAUGACAGCCGAGGAAGAUUUGGUGAAUUAUUAUUAACACUUCCAGCACUUCAGUCUAUUACAUGGCAGAUGAUUGAACAAAUCCAAUUUGCAAAACUAUUUGGGGUUGCACAUAUUGACAGUUUACUACAAGAAAUGCUUCUUGGAGAUUCUAUUUUAGGAGCCAGCGUCGACAGUACCCCUACUCUUGUGGUACCAAACAACAAUGCAAAUAGUUACCAAAGCACCAGUGAUUCUGCUGAUAGUCCAAUUACAUCUCCUAUAACCACGCCAAGCAGUCCUCAAGACCAUUUAAUAAAUGGUAAUGUGAGCAGUCCUUCUAACACCUCUAAUGUGUUGAUCAUGAGGGAUAUUACAUCAUUAGAUGAGUCAACACCUUAUCCAAUUGCUUUUAAAGAAGAACCUAUGAAAGAAGAACAGCAUACUUUUUAAAACAGCAUUUAUGAAGAUUUGCAAAGACAAUAUUUAUUUUUAUUGUUAUUUACUUAUAUAGGUAUUUAUAUAGCAAUCAUAUUGGUUGAUGUAAAUUAAAAAUCAUUAUUUAUUUAGAUACAAUACCAAGCAAUAAAUACACUAAUAUAUUUGGUAGACCUUAUGGGGAGAAACAGACGUAUGUCUAAUCUAUGUUAAUAUUAAAUUUAUGCUAUAUAUCACUGGAGCUAUUUAAUAAAAAUUUGUAAAAUUCUUAUUGCAGAAUAUAGUUUCCAUUUCCAUUACUCCCAAUUUAAUAGGAAGUGACUUUAUUUUAAAAAUAGCAUACAGAGAAUGAUUUACUUUUCGAGCACUAAUGACACAUGAUUAGUAUGAGUAUUCAAGAAGCAUAUUGUUACAAAAUUUGACUGUGCAAACAUCUGGAGGACAUGCACUGGGAGAUUCAUCAGUCCUUCACCGCUACCAUAUUGUCAGCAAAAUAUGGCAUUCAUUGCGCAGCUAUGAAUAAGACUGCCAGUAUUUUUUACAUGUUUUAUAAAUCCCUUAAUUUUAAAAUAAACUUCAAAUGUCUAAAAUCAAAGACAUUUGCGAGUUUCUUUUUGUAGUGCAUGUUAUUUCGACACCUGGCAACACGGACAUGUAUAACAUUGCCAAGUAUGUAAUAUCAAACCUCUGCUGAAAAAUAUUAUCAUUUUACAUAUGGACAGUGCUGGAAAAUGUUGAUAAAAUAUUUCCCAAUUGAGUGCUGUGGCCAUCGCGUAGCAGUGAUUUCGGUUGGACUUUUCUUUAUGGUGAAAUGUUAGGAAUCAUUGUUAGUCUAAUGCCACAAGACAUCGACAAUAUACUGCAAUAUUUGAAUGGCAGCUAUUUGUAUAAAAUUGCAUAAAUAGUCAGAGUUUUGUUCGAUCAUCCUUGUUCUCUUUUCACCUCUAUUCUCUUUAGUCUUUAUUAAUAUGCACAACCAACAAUCAUCUACAAAUCCCCUGUGGAUUUUAAGCAUUCCUAAUAUGUGAUUGCACGUCCCGAUCUUUCAGAUUUUAGAAGAUUAACCAAUUAACCAAAAUGCCGGCCCCUUCAAAGAUACAAAUACAAAUAUAGACUAUCCAAUGUAGAAAAGUAUCUAUGUCCUAACAGACAAAUAGGCAAAUGCGAUCUGACAAAUCUGGAUGGCAGGACACAUAUUAUAAAAAUCCCCUCCUAAAGAUACAAAUAUUAAUUUAUGUAAAGGUAUAUAUGUUUUUUUUCUAGGUAAGUUUCUCUAAGUUUAGAGAUACAGUUCCAUUUACAAAAUUGUUUCAAAUUAAUAGAUUUGCAAUAAUAUGAAAAAAAAAAACGGGCUGACCUAUUUAAAAUUUAAUGCCGCGUCUUGUUAAACUAAAAUAGUAGUAAACUAUUUGAGGUUUGUUUGUUAGAUAAUUUAUAAUUUAUUAAAAAAAAAUCAAAAGAAACCAUAGCAUAAACUCAAUAUUAACAGAUACAUAAGUGUCUUCCAAUAAAAAAAUCACCUAAUACAGUAUCUGGAUUUUCUUGUUGGCACUUCAAAAAUGAAGUCAUAAAUCAUAAUUCUAAUUUUUUUUAUAUUCAACUAAAAGGUGAUAAACAGCAGGUACUAUUAUGUCAGUUUUUCUUGAGGUGCCAACCAAUUUUUAGGAUAUCUGUAUGCGGAGUGUAACAUGAUGUGAAAAGCUUUCAAGUUUCUCCUCAAAAUCAUAAAAAUGCAUAUUUCCUAAAAUAAUUCAAAAGGUCUCUAUGAUUUUUCAAAGAUUGGAUGUUAAACAGUUUUAACUGGUUAGAAUUAAUUUACCUCCUAUAUAUAAACAUUGUGAGAGAACAAUACUGAACAAUUGAAUUGAAGAAUUCUUAAUUGAUUAAAAACUGUAUUUUACAUCCCUCUUCUUAAGGACCAUAGAAAUUUUAAGAAUCGCUUUUUACAACACCUCUGUUUUACCCUUAUAUGCGUUGUAACUAAACAAAUAAUGAAUCUUGUGGAUAAUUUUAUAGUAUCAUUCGUUGUAAAUCCUUUUGAUGUUAAAUACCAAUAAAAAAUGAUUUUGAUUUAAAUUGAAUCAAAAAGUGUAGAAGCUGUAGAGCUUUUUAAUAUUCAAAUACAAGAAAUAAUUUAGAUAAAAUAACCGUAUGUCUUAGAUAUAGUUUCUAUUAUUACACAUUUCAAUGUAACACUGAAACAAGUUUUUUAAAACUUUUUUUCCAGUAUAAAUAUACAGAAGUACACUAAAACUACUAUCAAACAGUUUAAAGGUUGAUACACAUUAGAUCGACUCAUAGUAGCUCUCAUCAGCAUGAAAAUAUUUGUAGGUACUAAUUUUGAUAUAAACAGAACAUGGAAAUGAAUAAUAGCGAAGAUCUACUGGCUUUGUUUAUUAGCAGAUAGAUUUGAAGAUGUUGAAGAGGAAAAUUAAAUAUUAAAACAAAGUGUUAAUAAGAUGAACUAAAAACUAGGCGAACAUUUUGUUAUUUCUUAUCACUAUUUUCAGAUGCCUUCCAUACUUUCAAAGCUGUUUAUUUCCAAUUCAAUUUUGGCCAUGGGCGUUUACUUUGAAAAUUAUUAUUUCAUAAGGAUUUCCAUAUCAAACUAAUCAAUCUGAUGUGCUUUAACCUCAAGUGAAUACUAAAUACAAAAAAAAUAUAGAUAUAUAUUCAUAGUGGUUAUAAUACAUAAAUGAUUUUUAUUCAAAAAUUAUAAAAUCUAGUCUAUUUAAAGCGUGUGUAUGCUUAAUAACAGUUAUAAGAUUAAAAUUUAAAAAUUCUAGAUAUGUCAAUAUAAAUAGGAUCUUUUAGAGGCCUUUUGAACAAGUGUGCUAACAUGGCUGUGCUCAUUUAACAAUGAAAUUCAAGAGAAAGUCUGAAUUUCAGUUCUAAUUAUUCAUAUUAGAAAAAUGUUAGUAAAACCCUAUAUUAGUAUUCGUUAAUUUGAAUGCCCAGAUACCUAUAUACGUUUAACAGCCUGUAUUUAUCCUUUACCCACAACUAACUACAUGUCUCACAUUAAAAAUCCUCAUAUCCAUUU